Messenger RNA from Numida meleagris (helmeted guineafowl), 1769 nucleotides. It is a transcript of the gene GTF2F2, whose product is annotated as general transcription factor IIF subunit 2. The annotation marks the transcript as partial. NCBI's taxonomy places the organism in Eukaryota, Metazoa, Chordata, Aves, Galliformes, Numididae. The transcript has 9 exons. Gene Ontology annotation, cellular component: transcription factor TFIIF complex. Gene Ontology annotation, biological process: transcription by RNA polymerase II; transcription initiation at RNA polymerase II promoter. The record is from RefSeq and is a predicted model, not a curated record.
GACAACGCACCCUGGCUGCCAUUUUGUGUGGCCAACAAGGCUCCGGGGCGGGGCCUCGAACCCGCGGCUCCUCCGCCCUUCGCGGGCGGAGUAGCUUGUCCUCCGCCGGCCACCGUCUGCCGGUGGUACGCUGCUGUGCGGGUCCGGGCGGGUACAGCGGGAGCAGGAGGAGCCGUCCUGCGUGUGGGGCCAACUCGGCCCGACUGCUGCGCCGCCAUGAGCGAGAAGGGCGAGCUGGACCUCACUGGGGCCAAGCAAAACACGGGCAUGUGGCUGGUGAAGGUCCCCAAAUACCUGUCACAGCAGUGGAGUAAAGCCUCAGGAAGAGGUGAAGUGGGAAAACUGAGGAUUGCCAAAAAUCAAGGAAGAACAGAAGUGUCAUUUACUUUGAAUGAAGAGCUUGCAAGCAUCAGUGAUAUUGGAGGAAAACCUGCUUCUGUCAGUGCACCAAGGGAACAUCCAUUUCUUUUGCAAAGUGUGGGAGGACAGACCUUAACAGUGUUCACAGAAAGUUCAACAGAGAGCCAACCAGAAGAAAAAUCUGAAAGCAGCAGCUAUGAUAAACUUGCCCUGGAAGGAAUAGUGGUGCAACGUGCUGAAUGCAGACCUGCAGCUAGUGAAAAUUACAUGAAACUGAAAAGAUUUCAGAUAGAAGAAUCUUCUAAACCUGUAAGGCUAUCACAGCAGCUGGACAAAGCAGUAACCACCAAUUAUAAACCUGUGGCUAAUCAUCAAUAUAAUAUUGAAUAUGAAAAGAAAAAGAAAGAGGAUGGAAAACGGGCUCGAGCUGAUAAACAGCAAGUAUUGGACAUGCUCUUUUCAGCCUUUGAGAAACAUCAGUAUUACAACAUUAAAGACCUGGUGGACAUAACCAAGCAGCCAGUGAUAUACUUGAAAGAAAUUCUAAGAGAAAUAGGCAUCUACAACGUGAAGGGGACCCACAAAAACACAUGGGAGCUGAAGCCAGAAUAUAGACAUUACCAAGUAGAAGACAAAAGUGAUUAAGGAAACUGUUUGUGAAGCAAAAGAGAACGACGGAGAAGAGUGAUUGCACCGAGGGAGCUGUCAUGGUUUUACAGACAGGACCGAGCACAGCAUAAUUCUGCAAGGUUAUAUUUAAAUGAAAACAACCAAUACUUCCUAAUUUUCCAUAGUUUCAUUUGUUUUUCAGAGGAAUAUUUCUUUUAAGUUUCUAUAAAUGUUUGUCUUUUGACAAAAAAAAAUAUUUAUAGAAUAAACUUGGAUUAGAUUUAUCUUUAUUAGAAAUGUUUUUAGUUCUGACUUGCUUUUUCUUGAUAGCUUUGUGGUUCUUCUAAGCCUCAGUGACUUGGAAGCAUAACGUGUCCUAGAGGAACCUGUAACUUUCUUUUUUGCAUUCCAGUAGAACCAGGUUCAUGCUCUCACUUCAGCUGUCAUCCUUCAGGGCUUUACCUGGAAGGCUACAAAGCUGCGCAGUACUUGUGCAGUGAUUGGUGCACAGACACUGUGCUCCUUUGGGGAUCAGGCUUUAGGAAGAACAGCCUCAGCUAUGGUGCUCAUCACAGCCUUGAGACUUCAUGGGAACACAUCAGCACAGCUGGGAAACUAAAACAAGGGCUAUUAGAUACACAGGUCUGUGGGAAAGAUCACAGUCCCUUCUGGGUGAUGACUGAGGGAAAAAGAAAACUGCUAGGAACAUCAAGGAAUUUAUCUUUUGCUUUUUUUUUUAAAUGUUACCUAUGUUUUAUGUCUAAGCAUACCAAUAAAAGCAUUAUUUUAAUUUGUACCAA